GAAAUCAGCUGCAGGUGCCGCCGGAAGUGUGCGAGUCUCUCGACCAGAAGAAGCUAGCCACACUGAAUUGCACUCUGCCGCUCAUUAAUAUCAAAGAAACCAAAUAAUAGUUAAAAUGAGCACUGCAGUUCCCAACCAUCGAAGGACCAAGCCUGGAGACAUGCCAGAGGUGGAUGUUUCUGUAACCCAAGUACUGGUCAACAGCCUGGUCAUGGAUGGAGUUCCAAGUGACUGUACAGUUCAGCUCAAGCAUUAAACCAGGCGCUGCAGCCAGCGGUGCAACUGGACCAACCUCCCAGAUUCCGGGUCUGUCACAGACUGCUGAUGAAACCGCACCAGCAGAGAGGACUAGUGGUCGACGCGUUGGGAUUUUUGCGACUGACUCUGACUAUGUUAAGCUUGCAAAGCAGGGCGGACAUAAAGGGCUGCUAUGCUUUGAUGGUGACGCAGAAGAAAAACCAUCAAAGGCCUACGAUCCACCCAAAUGGUUCGGAGGUGAUGAGUCAAAGAGUGGAAGCAAAGCAACAUCUCCCAAUGACCAGUCGAAAGGGGGCAGCCAGGCUCUGUUUGCACCGUUUGGUACUGAUAACUGUACCUCCUGGGAAAAGGAGUCUGAUACAUUUUCUCAUGCUAAAGAUAAGAUGUCUCCAGAUGGUGCUGCAAGUGAUUUGGACGGUCUGUCCCUAAACAGCAAAUACAAGAGAAUAUCUCAUGAUAAGAAGGCUCCUCCAGUCAGUAUGUCUAAACUGCUGAGUCAUGGUUAUGUGGAAGAGAAGAAGAAGUCACCAAAUGAUGACGACACUUCAAGCGUGACUUCAGAUCAUACCAGCACCAUUGCAACGGAGGACGGGGAUGAUCUGGAGUAGGGCUGUUUCACACCUGGAAGAAUUGAUGUAGGGCGUCGUCCAUAAAUGCGUCACGGUGUCACCACACCGUGAACAGGCCGCUCUUGCAUUAUUUGUACAUCCACUGAGUUUUAGGUUGGUUUUUUUAACUCAUGUUUAUGCAAAAGGUACUGGCGUCUGUUUGCUUUAUUUAAAGAAAAAGUAUUCCGUUGAGUAGAAGUGUUGGUACACACAGUAUUUUCGUUUAAAACUGUGGUUUUAAGGAGAUUUGUGCUGUGGGCAGGAAAUUAAUAUUUAAGCUCAGCCUCAGCUGCUCACUGUUUAACAUAUUCGACUUGUGGCUGGUGGCUGGUGUUCAAUUCCCUACCUAGUCGUACGAACUUCGAGAUUGUGAAGUUUCAGGUGCUUUUUGUGCUUAUAAAUUGUGGUUCUAGUGAUGUGAAUAUUUAGUUUUGCUUCGAAUCGAGGGGCUCCUGUUUGUUAAGGAUGUUACUGUUUGAGAUGUGUCUGCGUGUUUGGGCCAAAAGAGGAGGCAGGCAUUUGUGACAUUUAGGUUGCUGCAAACCACUUCUCUGAAGUUUAGUAGAUUCCAGCUAAACAGUCAUUUACUCUACAGCUAAACUUUUCACCAUUCCAUAAUAUAUGAAGAAGCUGCUGAACGAACUUGAGGAAAGUCAAGGUUUUAGGCAGUGAUUCACUCUAUAAAUUCAUAUUCUUCUCCUCUGUCUGAUAUAUAAAAGGCCUACUGACAGUCCAAUUACUGUGCCAUAUUUUUGGAUGGUUAUAUAACCAUGCCAACCAAAAGGUUUCUCCUGCUCAUGAAGUCUUCAUGCACAGCCUGUUCAAAACAAACCCUUCUUCUCAAACUUUUUUUUUUGUAAGCUGCCUGUUGGGAUUUUAUUCUGUCCAGGUUACUGCUGCAUCAUUUUCAAGUAUAAAAAGAAAUCUCAAGAACUGGGACACCGUCAGCAGCCCACCUGGUUGAACAAAUUCCCAUGUGGAAAAAGUAGGAAAGCUGCAGCAUUUUCGAAACGAGUCCAGUCCACAUUUGCGACCACAGUGAUGCCAAACAGGCCAAAACGUCAGAG
Cynoglossus semilaevis (tongue sole) is the source of this 1933-nucleotide messenger RNA. RefSeq names its product chromosome 14 C7orf57 homolog (gene c14h7orf57). The coding region runs from base 216 to 866 and encodes 216 amino acids. NCBI's taxonomy places the organism in Eukaryota, Metazoa, Chordata, Actinopteri, Pleuronectiformes, Cynoglossidae. The record is from RefSeq and is a predicted model, not a curated record. The transcript has 9 exons.